Brassica napus (rape) is the source of this 1141-nucleotide messenger RNA. Its product is annotated as putative DNA glycosylase At3g47830. Gene Ontology annotation, molecular function: catalytic activity. The coding region runs from base 133 to 990 and encodes 285 amino acids. The transcript has 4 exons. The record is from RefSeq and is a predicted model, not a curated record. Gene Ontology annotation, biological process: base-excision repair. NCBI's taxonomy places the organism in Eukaryota, Viridiplantae, Streptophyta, Magnoliopsida, Brassicales, Brassicaceae.
CAUUUCGCAAAAAAAAAAAAAAAAAAAAAGAAGCUGAUCCAGUUUCCAUGAUAUAUCCCGGUACAAAAACCAGUCGAUUCAAAAGGAGUAAACCGAUCCGAAUGUUGCACCGGUCCGUGAUUUUCGAACAAGAUGAGCAAAUCCCUGAAAAGGAAACGCUUACUCCAAGACGACGGCGGCGACUCAAAAUCUCCGGCUUGUAAUGAAUCCACCAUCUCCGGCGGCGAUCCUUAUCCGGAACUCCUUAGACCUAGCGCUGACGAAUGUAGAGACGUAAGGGAUGCUUUGUUGUCGCUCCACGGGUUCCCUGCCGAGUUCGCCAGUUACCGCCGUCAGAGACUCCGAUCACUUGAUGGUCACGAUACACAGUGUUCGGUGGACUCAGAAAGUGUGCUUGAUGGGCUUGUUAAAAUUCUUCUUUCGCAGAAUACCACUGAGGCCAAUUCUCAAAGGGCUUUUGCAUCUCUUAAGGCUGCGUUUCCGAAAUGGGAAGAUGUUUUGGUUGCUGAGCCAAACUCCGUUGAGAAUGCUAUAAGAUGUGGAGGAUUGGCCCCGAAAAAGACCGUCUGUAUCAAAAACAUUUUGAGCCGUUUGCAGAGAGAAAGAGGCAGUUUGUGUUUGGAGUAUCUGCGCGGUUUGACGGUAGAAGAAGUAAAAACUGAGCUCUCUCAUUUUAAGGGAAUUGGACCCAAAACUGUUUCUUGUGUUCUGAUGUUCAACCUCCAGCACAAUGAUUUCCCAGUCGACACACAUGUGUUUGAGAUCUCCAAGGCGUUAGGUUGGGUCCCGAAAACCGCAGACAGGAACAGAACCUAUGUUCACCUCAACCAUAGGAUUCCGGAUGAGCUCAAGUUUGAUCUGAACUGUCUGCUAUAUACACAUGGUAAGCUCUGCAGCAACUGCAAGAAGAAUGCUGCUAAACCAAAAGCAAAAGCCAAAGCUAAAGUAGCGUCCCCUGAUGAUUGCCCGCUUCUGGGGUUUCUGGUUUAGUCUAGAUAACCAGGAUUAUAACUAGUUUAUUUUGGUAAUUUUUUUCUGGUAUCCUUUCUCGACUUGUUGCUUAAAAAAAUUUGUCUACCAUCAGUUUGAUAUAUUUCGUUGUAUCAGUUUGAGGAGCCUAUUCAAUUGUUGUUUCCUGUCA